Molecule: messenger RNA, 1554 nt
Organism: Dioszegia hungarica
Lineage: Eukaryota; Fungi; Basidiomycota; Tremellomycetes; Tremellales; Bulleribasidiaceae
Product: CAS3p
Exons: 14
Coding region: 1-1554 (517 amino acids)
Source: RefSeq, a predicted model, not a curated record
AUGAGAGUCAAUCGCCAAUCCCCAGCGGGUCGAGCCAAUUUUCGGUUUCUUAUCUCCCUACUUCUCAAUCUCGCGGUCGCAGUUUUCGUCUUGAGCGAUCUCAAGGGCGCGCGAGACCUGAUACUGGGCGCGGAAUCGGAGGACUUGACAGCUGAAGUGGCCUCCCCGGGGCGGCCUGAUCGUUCAGAGACUGCUGUCUCAGUUCUGAAACCGCGCGCCUGCAAGCCAUGCGAAUUUACACCGGCGCUUUGUGCCGAGAUCGGAGAUUAUAAUGUCGCCAGGGCUAUAGAUAGUAUCAGCGCAAAUAAUCGACUACGACGCGUUCUGGCGAAGAUUCGCGCGGGUCAACCGUUCGACUUCGCCGUUCUGGGGGGAUCAGCUUCUCUGGGCCAUGGUAUACCAUACGGAAAGGAGCAUAGUGACCCAGAUUUUGACCCAGCGAAUAGCAGGGCGAAUCUGCACCGAAUCAUCUUUGACUAUCUCGCAGGUUUGGCCCCUCAGCCCAAGGAGGUGGUUAUAGGCGCGAGCGGGAAGAAGGAGGGCAAGAACGGCUACAUUAACGGAUCAAAGGCUGGUACAGGUUCCGGAUACUUUGCGUACUGCUUUCCAGAACAUAUACCGGAGGAUGUCGACGUUGUCGUCAUAGAGCUGGGCAUCAACGAUGAGCUGCUUCUUCAGAACUUGGACACAUACGAGUUCAUGGUCCGGGGCGUUUUGGAUCUUCCAAAUAAGCCCGCCGUCAUCUACGCACACAUAUUCAAUCUGCUGUUCAACACGAUGUCUUCCGGGGGAGAUCUACACCGCGGUCUGAACCGAUACUACAAUAUCCCCAUGAUCAGCUCGCGGGACGCCAUGCUGAGCACCAUUCUGCAGGACAACACCUUGGUGGAGAAGGUCUUUACUCGAGAGCGGGGUACGCCUGGAGAUGGCGACUACAGUGCUCUGGACCUUCGACACAUUUCCACAUACGGGCACCAUAUCACUGGCGGACUGGUCAGCGCGUACAUUGGCAUGCAGCUGUGCGACAUGGAGUCGGAAAGCGAGAUGCGAGGCGAUGCGACUGUAGCGGACGUCAACGUCCUGUAUCCCAUCGAGCCUAUCCCUCGGAUGCGGUUGGGAACGAAGUGGGACCCCGACACCAAACUUGAAACGCUACAUCCCAGUUGCUUCUCAAUGGACUCGAAGAAGCAUCCUCUUGUACCAAAGGCGCAGAAGGGAUGGCGCAAAUGGAACUGGAAGGAGAAGUACUACUGGAUAUCAACCGACCCCGGAUCUACCAUCUCUUUUGACUUCAGGACAAUCGUUGGCGAGGUAUCUAUCCACUACCUUCGAUCCCAGACAUUCGGGCUCGGCGAUCUUUACUGCUGGGUGGACAACGACCGUAGCAAAGACACGCGUAUGGAGGGCUGGUGGCCGCUGGAGUUCAACAUCGCGCAGCACAUGGAAAUCCAGGGUCUCUCCCCUGGAGCUCACGUUUUGAACUGCGAAUUGACUCCAGACACGCAUGACCCGAACGGUGGCCACGAGUUCCGUCUGAUUGGGUUGACAAGGUGA